This is a messenger RNA of Polyodon spathula (Mississippi paddlefish), 1182 nucleotides long. RefSeq names its product cilia and flagella associated protein 77 (gene cfap77). The coding region runs from base 259 to 1068 and encodes 269 amino acids. NCBI's taxonomy places the organism in Eukaryota, Metazoa, Chordata, Actinopteri, Acipenseriformes, Polyodontidae. The record is from RefSeq and is a predicted model, not a curated record. The transcript has 7 exons.
UGAACGCGAGAAGACAUAUUGAUAUAAUUUGUAUUUAAAGAAAGGAAACAAACGUAACACAUGAUAACGUCCCUUAUUAAAACAUUAAUUUAUAUAAAACAUUUUUUAUAAAGUUUUAGAAAUCGAUCUGAGGUGGUUUUUAUUUUUGUUUUCGUGGUUUGGUCCAGCCCCCCAGCCACAGUUGGAGUAUCGUAGCUCCAGGUCGCCAGUGUGUUUGGGGACUCCCACGGCCGUGUUCAUCAAACACAGUGAGCACACAUGGCAGCUCACACUUUCUUUCCAGGUCAGUCCAAGAGAAGCUCUUCCCUGCGAUUCCUUGCGGCCCGAUUAGACUGGAAGGAGGCAAUGCAGCCUGUGCAAGUCGGAGUGGUCAGGGAUUCCAUGCUGGCUAAUCCUCUUUUAAUUAGGGCGGAUUUGGGAAGGUCCCGAUCGAGAGCCUUCAUUCUGCCCGGGAAAGAAUUUGUGUUCGGGAAGCCCAACAUCACCACGGAUGGGGGUGUCCCAGAAGUAAUGAGCCACUGGGCGACCCUGGUGCCCAUCACGCGCUCCAGCUCCAAACCCAGGAGGGCUGGCCAGGACUUCAUGGCGCUGAACCGGGAGGCGGUGAAGUCCGGUCUGGUGACAGCACACGAGCACUACCAGUUCCGCGCCACACACGACCUCAAGCUCCGCCCACCCCCGGUGGCGGCCCGACUGCACUGCAGCCCUCCCGACAUAACCUUCGGGGUCCACACGCGGCCCUCCACCCCGAUCUUCGACCUGCUGGAGCACAGGUACCAGCAGCGCUGGCUGGAGGAAUGCCGCUCUGCACAGAAGGCCAGUCAGACCAAGGAAAAGAAGAAGACUAAGCUCGGGAAGAUUUACGAGACGCGCACGUCCCUGCUCCGCCAGAGCCAGCCCAGCGUGGAGCCCCGCCCUCUCUGGCAGCUCCCACGAUUCCAGAAGGUGGGUCCUCACUUGGAAACCUUCCGGAAUCCUGAGGAUCGGAAGAAAGCCUUCAGCAGCCACUUAUCUGACUCGGUUGCAAGGUGCGGGCUGCAAGGGCAAGGCAUGUAUACCAACAGCUGAAGGAGGGAUUUGAGGAGGCUGGCGAAAGCAUCUGUGCAUUACCACAUGCCCUGUAUGUUAUAUGUGGUCCAAAAAAUAAAUAAAAGAAUCAGAAAAAAAAAAUGUAACUACUAA